AUGACAAAUACGGAUCUGUCAAAAUCAACUUACAUCCUCAACGACUUACCGGCCCACUUUCAUACUCUGAGUGAAGAUGGUUUGCCUGAUUGGCAGAAACAGACACGGUUAAAGGAUAAAAAUCAAGAGAUUAUAAGUACUUUGAGUGAAGCUCAGGAUGCUAUGAAUUCUGUCAUCCAGAGUGAAUUUUGCAACACGAAUAAUCAAAGUGAUAUAGAGGGGGAACUGGACUUUUCGUUAUCUGGAGUAUGUAGCGAUAAAGCAGGGAAUCAGAAUACAACAGGUACUCGUAUAACCGAUUUUCAAAUGCAACAUCUCGAUAAUUUGAUUGACCCUAAUCUUGAUCUCAAUACCAAUACUAGUCUGGAUUUUGAACUUGAUUUUAACGAUUGGAUUGAUCUCAAUUCCUCGAGUGAAUUGUGUUCCUCCAACCGCGAUCUCGAAGUAAUCUCUAGACCAACUUCCACAUGCGCCACCACCGCGACGCAACAAGGUAAGAAAUCAGAUACGGACUCGAUAUCGAUCACAAACGAUAACACGACGAUCCCCUCGUUUGAGGCUUGUCUGUUCGAAUUUGAAUUACGUCCAUCAACGACUCUGGCACAUGAUGCAGUUCCAGCACCAAUUCGAGCACGAAAGAGUGAGACUAGUAUCCAGGAAGCAUCAUCCACCAGAAGAGGUAGCAAGAGGAAGGCGGAUACGAUGGGGGGAUACAGGGGAAAUCAGACCAAAAAGAGUUCGCGACCAUCUCCGCAGGGGAAACGGAACCCCAAAAGUUCACGACGUAGUUGCAAUUCCAAAUCGAAACUUAUGUCAAAGAAAUCCGUUUCAUUCGGCGAUCAUGAUCGUUAUUCUACAGAGGGUGUACUUCGAGUGUGA
Molecule: messenger RNA, 879 nt
Organism: Kwoniella mangroviensis CBS 8507
Lineage: Eukaryota; Fungi; Basidiomycota; Tremellomycetes; Tremellales; Cryptococcaceae
Exons: 1
Coding region: 1-879 (292 amino acids)
Source: RefSeq, a predicted model, not a curated record